GCCGGAAGUUGUUGGUAUCCAUGAAAUAUUUCAUACGUAGCUAACUAACUGAAUGGAUGAUUUAUCGCCCAUCUAAUUGGGGUGCAUUUAUGAUUAAUGCCUUCCCCAAAAAGUCAUAAAUGAAGAAAUUGGUGCCUCACAAGACCUAAUACUAGUAACGACGUUAUUCCCGCCGGCGGGUUGCCAUGGCUACUAGGAUGAAGUUAAAACUGAAGACUGUGUUUGUCCUCUACUUCAUGGUCUCACUUAUGGGCCUCAUCUACGCUCUCAUGCAGCUUGGCCAGCGCUGUGACUGUGCAGAGCAUGACAUGCCCAAGGACCGUACUAUCUCUCGUCUGCGGGGGGAACUGCAUCGGCUGCAGGAGCAGAUGAGGAAAGCUGAGCCCACCAAACCCCCCCAGAAACUAGCAGUGAAACCGGCCCAACCCACCAUCUACGUCAUCACACCAACCUACACCAGGUUUGUCCAGAAAGCAGAGUUAACCCGGCUUGCCCAGACGUUCCUCCAUGUCCCUCAGCUCCACUGGAUCCUGGUGGAAGAUUCUCCCCAUAAAACCCCUCUGGUCUCAGGGUUCCUGGCCUCCAGCGGCCUGGCCUACACACACCUCCACACGCCCACGCCACGCGACCGCAAACUACAGGAGGGUGACCCUAGCUGGUUGAAGCCCCGCGGGGCGGAGCAGAGGAACGAGGGGCUACGGUGGCUGAGAGAGGACAGGAGGGGGCAGCCUGGAGCAGACACACAGCUGGGGGUGGUCUACUUUGCUGACGACGACAACACAUACAGCCUACAGCUCUUUGAGGAG
Salvelinus sp. IW2-2015 is the source of this 806-nucleotide messenger RNA. It is a transcript of the gene b3gat3, whose product is annotated as beta-1,3-glucuronyltransferase 3 (glucuronosyltransferase I). Lineage: Eukaryota; Metazoa; Chordata; Actinopteri; Salmoniformes; Salmonidae. The record is from RefSeq and is a predicted model, not a curated record. Gene Ontology annotation, molecular function: galactosylgalactosylxylosylprotein 3-beta-glucuronosyltransferase activity. Gene Ontology annotation, cellular component: Golgi membrane. Gene Ontology annotation, biological process: chondroitin sulfate proteoglycan biosynthetic process; carbohydrate metabolic process.